Molecule: messenger RNA, 942 nt
Organism: Trichogramma pretiosum
Lineage: Eukaryota; Metazoa; Arthropoda; Insecta; Hymenoptera; Trichogrammatidae
Exons: 2
Coding region: 198-836 (212 amino acids)
Source: RefSeq, a predicted model, not a curated record
AAUGAAUCAAUGAAUUUGUUUUGUUUCGAUCGUGGUUCCUUCAAUAUAAUAAGGAAGUGAGAAAAAUUGACAGAUUGGUCAGUUUUAUUCUAGCCUCGAGAAUAAUUAGAGCAACUUAAAAGUUUACCGUAUAACGCUUUGCUCAAAAAUUACUAUCUAUAAUAUCGUUUAAAAUAUAAGUAAUCAAGUGAAUCACGAUGGAAUUAGCCAAUGAGCAAUUUAAAGACUUGUAUGGUGAAUACGAUUUAGAUUUGACCGUGACAUUUGACGAUUGCGAAGGGCCAAAAUGGACCAACGACAAGAAGCUCAUUUGUCCAAGAAUCGGUCUGCUUAUUGCGAUGCACUUGCAUAAAACAACAAACACAGGAUGGGACGAUUUGAGCGAGUUUCUUGGAUGGCAGAUAAGUGAGCAACUUCGAACGAUGCCAUUGUCUUCGGGAUAUCCUCACACGAUUAUAUUUCACCAGUUCAUCGUUGCACGUAGUAAAACGGUUUCAUUAUUGCGGGCCGACAGCAAUAUUAUAAAGUCAGAUGUCAAAUUUGCGACGUGCGAUAACGUUUACAAAAUAUCCUAUAAAGCCAAAUUUCAAUUCACGUAUUCGGAAACUCGUGUAUUAAAACCCGGCACAUCAGUACCCUAUCCUGUGCAUUAUUCGUAUAAUCAGAGUCCUGAAUGGCAUUCAACAGUUAGUAAAAUUUUUGAAGAAAGUGACGCCUUUAUGAUGCCAUAUGAAGGAGAUAUUGGAAAUGAUUUGUUGAAUAAGCUGUGUACUACAAUUUCCCACCAUAUAAGCAGUGCCAUUGAGGAUAUGCCACGCGAGAAAGAUAAGGAUUAGACUGUUGUAUGUAAUUGUUUUCUUCAAAAUUUUAACCUGUAUUAGUAAAUGUAUUCAUUUUAUCCCGAUUCAAAUAAACUUUACGGAUAAUUAUUAUUAAUGAUAA